AUGGCUGCGACUAUCCAGACAGAUGUGCUAAUUAUUGGUGGUGGGCCGGUAGGCCUACUCAUAGCCCACGGGUUGGCCAGACAAGGCGUGGACUCUAUCAUUGUUGAGAAGCAUGACAAGACUGAGCAAGCCAUGUAUGGCCGAGCGACCACCUUAUACCCGCGAACUCUAGAGAUGUUGGACCAACUCGAACUCCUGGACGAACUGAACCAAAUCGGAUACAUCGCUCGAAACAGCGUGACAUUCAAAGAUGGCGAGCGAGUGACCUCGCGUGGAUGGCAUGUCAUGUUUGAGCGAAUGCACGGCACAUUCUUGGAUUACUGCCUGAACAUCAGGCAAAAAUACUCUGAAAACGUGAUCCGGGAUACAUAUGCAAAGCUCGGAGGUCGUCUGCUCAUCGGUUGGAAACUCGAGGAUUAUGCCAUCGACGACUUGCCCAGGGGUGAUUUCAAAGUAUCUUCCCGUAUCCGGAAGGGAGACACUGAGGAAGUGAUGUCAAUCAACAGCAAAUUCAUUGUUGGCGCGGACGGAGGUCAUUCACUUGUGAGAAGGAUCGCGGAGAUCCCAGCUCAAGGUGACCGCACCCACUAUAGAUGGGUCCGUAUUGAUGGUGUCUUUAAGACAAACAUGCCCGACGCCGAUGUAGGCUUUGCUUCGAUCGAAUCUAAGAGUCAUGGGAAUGUUCUAUGGGUUCAGUUGGAUCAUGGCGUUAAACGCAUUGGCUUUGCCAUGACGGAAGACAUGCUUGCCAAGUAUGGUGAUAAACUCACCGAAGAGCAGGCUGUGGCUGAAGCAGUCAAGUCGAUGGAGCCUUUCUCACUGGAGGUGGAGAAAGUUGAGUGGUGGACCUUGUAUAGCAUCAAUCAACAAGUCGCCGAUUCAUUCUUUUCCAACGAGCGCAUUCUCUUAGCUGGAGAUGCAUGCCACACCCACUCCUCUGGAGCUGCCCAGGGAAUGAACACAGGCGUCCACGAUGCCAUCAAUUUAUCCUGGAAGCUGGGAGGUGUGGUAAAGGGUUGGUACACCCCCGAGAUCUUGCAAACAUACGAAGAUGAGAGACGCCCCGCUGCUCAGCAUCUCAUUAAGCUCGACAAAGCUUUCUCGGCAACCAUUUCAGGCACUGUGCCUGAUGAAUACAAGGGAACCUCUCUCAAUGCGAACGAACUGUUCACCAAGCUCUUUGAUGACACCAUUUUGUUCAACCUCGGCUUGGGAAUAAAUUACGGUGAAAGCAUCAUCAACAAAGCACCACCAACAGGGAUGAUCUCGUCCGGUCGCAGGGGACCUGAUGCUUUGAUUAUGGCCCCUGGUUCUCGUGUUCCAACCCGUUUGUACCAGGUGAUCCGAAACACUGGGCAGUGGAGUAUUCUCGUGUUCGCUGGACAGCCCCUGAUUACUCACGACAAUCUAGCUCUGUCAGUGGACAAGCUGAAGGAGUUCCAAGCCACUCUCCCUAAAGACAUGGUUCGAUUCCUCACCUUGAUCGCUGAUAGCCCGGAUGGAGGGGACAAGAUGUUUGGAACUCCCAGAGUCGGAAAUCUAUAUUACGACAAUACCAGGUCUGCCCAUGAAAGAUACACUAUCUCCACGGGAAAAGGUGCAGUGGUGGUCCUCCGACCAGAUGGAAUUUUGGGUUAUGCUACCGCGUUGGAUGAUUCUGAGAGUAUCAGAAAUCUCUUUGCUGAUUUCACCUCAAUCAUCUAA
Messenger RNA from Penicillium pulvis, 1704 nucleotides. RefSeq lists its product as uncharacterized. Gene Ontology annotation, molecular function: FAD binding. The record is from RefSeq and is a predicted model, not a curated record. The transcript has 4 exons. NCBI's taxonomy places the organism in Eukaryota, Fungi, Ascomycota, Eurotiomycetes, Eurotiales, Aspergillaceae. The coding region runs from base 1 to 1704 and encodes 567 amino acids.